Puccinia triticina is the source of this 1794-nucleotide messenger RNA. RefSeq lists its product as uncharacterized. Gene Ontology annotation, biological process: carbohydrate metabolic process. NCBI's taxonomy places the organism in Eukaryota, Fungi, Basidiomycota, Pucciniomycetes, Pucciniales, Pucciniaceae. The transcript is spliced from 7 exons. The coding region runs from base 1 to 1794 and encodes 597 amino acids. Gene Ontology annotation, molecular function: hydrolase activity, hydrolyzing O-glycosyl compounds. The record is from RefSeq and is a predicted model, not a curated record.
AUGCUCACAAUCUUUCAGGCGCGUUCCCUGCUUGUACUUUUGACAGUUGCCAUCCACCAUCAAGCCCAUGGCUCUCCCCAAGCAUCUCCACCAGGGCAACCUCUCACAAAAGCUGAUCCGCAAACCAAUACUCUCAGCGCGGCUACGAGUACUUAUUUUGGGUGGUCGUCUUGGAGCUUGCAAGCUAACAAGGGCAAGGGCUAUGGAUACGACUGGCUAAACGAAAAAAACAUCAAAGCCCAGGCGGAUGUAAUGUUCAAGGAGUUUUCUCAUUUAGGCUAUGAUCGGAUCAAUUUAGACUCAGGCUGGCAAGAUGACGCAGUCGACAAGUACGGUAGAACAGUACUGAACCAUGACAAGUUCCCAAGCGGAAUCGAACAUUUAUCGAGCUAUCUAGCCCAGAGGAAGCUCAAGCUGGGUCUAUUCUACCUGCCGGGGAUAGAUUCCAGAGCGGUUAACGACCAAGCCGUAGUAAUGAACACCAAAUACACCGCCAAUCAAAUCAUACAAUGCCCGGAUAGAGAAGCUUUAGGAUGUAAUCGAAUGAUGCCAAAUGCUUUUAAUACUGGUUUGGCAUUGAAUUACAGUCACCCAGGUGCCCAGAUGUAUAUCAACAGCGUGGUCGAUGGCCUCUACAGCUGGGGUGUUAGUUUUGUGAAGUUGGCUGGCGUCGUACCUGGCUCCGGAGUGGACCCAGUCGAAUGGUGGAAAUAUAAUACCACAGGCGACCUGAUGGCCUGGAGGAAGGCCAUCGACGAUAUGUAUCAACAGAAGUGGCAGAAACAGGGUCGAGAACCAAUUUGGUUGGCGGUUAGUUGGAAAAUCCCAACCGUUGCCGGUUCGACCAUGGAUAAAUACGCAGACAGCUUCCGAAUCGAACAGGAUAUUGAGGCAUACGUCGGGACAAUGACAACAAGUUUUUACCGGGUCAUCAGAAGUGUCAAGACAUCCGCACUCUGGUCCUCUGUUGACGCAAACCGUGAAUGGAAAGGAAUCCGGGACCUCGAUUCGAUCCUAAUCAGCGACAUGACGGUGGCCGAGUGCAAGACUAUGAUCACCAUCUGGGCGAUGUCUGGCUCGGUAAUCUACCUGGGAGAUGAUCUAACAAAAUUACCGGAGGCUAGAAAGGCGUUGGUGAAGAACCCCGAAGUGCUCAAGGUAGCAAUUAUAGCAUCCACCAAGCAAGCUAGAUUAGACGGAUAUGAUCCCAAAGCCUAUGGCACUCGAACAACCACUGCGCAACCAUUAGGCCAGCGGUUGAACUCGGUAGACCAGCUUGGAGUUAACGAAGUCACAGAAGCUUACCAGAUAAUUGCCAGUGAUUGUGACGAAAUGGCCCUAAAACGCCAAUUGGUAGUCGAGUCCGGCUUGAAACAAAAAGUCGACAACUCCGACAAUCUCUACCAGUCUUGCAUGAAAGCUAGCGCAAACGAAAAAUCGACCCAUCUCCGAACGCGCUCGACCACUGAGUCUGAGGGUGUAAACCCCGAUCCAUGGAUUCUCCAAACUUGGGUACUCGAGCAGGGUCAAGGUGAUAUCUACGUGGCAGUUGUUAAUGCCGGUGAACAAAUCGAUGAGGAUAAACCAGCCAAGGUACAGAUUAGCUUGAGCAAGCUGAAGACCCUCCAAAAGAGUCCGAGAAUAAAACAAAUGACCCGAGUGCGAUACGCAGUGCGCGACUUGUGGGCCAACAAAAACUUGAGCAAUGUCGCUUUCCAAGGCGCCAUCGAUGCCACCCUAGAAACUCAUGGUCCUAUUUUAUUAAAAUUCAGUCCAAUCUUCCCCCUUAAUUAG